GUUCGUUGCGUCAGUUUACUGCGCUCUGCUUAUUUUCAUCUACGUAAAGAGCGUUACGGUCACUGGCGACGUUUUUCAGCUGGUUAGCCAAACAUCUAAGGAAAAAGAGAUGAGCAGGAAAAUGAGACGAAGAAAAUGAGAACUAUUGAUUUAAAGCUAGAAAAAAAUACGACAGGAAAACGUUCCUUUUAGGUGGCACAUUGAACCCUCAGCACACAGUCUUCAUCGCACCCAGGGGCCAGAGUUUCACUUGUUGUUCACUGGGAUCAUGUAGUGGUGUGCCAGAUUUAUCAGCAACUGACAGUGAACAAGUUGCAAGGUCUAAUAUUUAUAGGAAUGUAAUUUAACUAAGACAUAUGGCAAUAAAUCACACAGCUGAGGUAUUUGGCCAUAACCGAAUACCACAUGUAAAAAAAGGGGAAAUGCUGAAGUCCUCCAAGGCUUUGUUAUAAACCCAACGCAUUCUGUUGACAAAGUCAGCUGUGGGGUUGGGUACACUGGUGUAAUGCAGAGAACAGGCUAUUAUCAUGGUGGCCCGGUAUGGCUGAGCCUCAAGCUGUUGUAGUUUCACAGAGCAUGUUAGCAUAUGGCUAACUGCGUAUGGUGACUGAUCAGGCCAUUAUCCUUCUCUUCUCAAUUACCAUAUCUGGCCCCUACACGGGGGUAUAAACCUGUUUGUAGUGGCACCCUGUACCCCAUCAUUUUUUCAUUUUUCUUUUCAUUUAGUCAUCCAUAUACCCACCCACCCAACAAACACUAACUUUUGCUCCACCUAAGCUCUGGUUCUUUUUGAGGGCCUCCUCUUUUUCUCUUUUGUGAAUUCAUCUCCCAUCUGUCCCAGUUCACCUUAAUCUGUUACAUCUUAGGCCCCGCCCCUGUUUAAAGUCAGACCACAACCCACAGUCUGGCUCAGUGUAGUCUGCCCUGAAGUCUGACAGUCAAGCCGCUAGGCAGUUGUUUUGGUGGUUGUUUGGUUGCAUGGAAUCAGCUUAACCGUGGAGAAGCCAGGCUACCACAAACUGAUGGACUUUGACAAGCGUGGAGUAGGGGGAGGAGGGGGCGGUGGAGGAGGAGGAGGAGGAGGAGGAGGAGGUGGUGGUGGUGGUGGAGUUGGAGGGAAGGGGGAGACAGAGGAGGGGAAAAGGAUGUCUGGCAAAACAAGCAGUCGAUCAGUGCACAGUGGCAGGGGUGCUGGAGCCAACUCUGGGGUUCUGAUGGUUGGACCAAACUUCCGGGUUGGAAAGAAGAUUGGCUGUGGGAACUUUGGAGAGCUGCGACUUGGAAAGAACCUGUACACCAAUGAAUAUGUUGCUAUCAAACUGGAGCCAAUCAAGUCGCGAGCACCACAACUCCACUUAGAAUACCGCUUCUACAAGCAGCUGGGAAGUUCAGAGGGUGUACCCCAGGUGUUUUACUUUGGACCAUGUGGUAAAUAUAAUGCUAUGGUUCUAGAGCUAUUGGGACCCAGCUUAGAAGAUCUGUUUGACCUCUGUGAUCGAACCUUCUCUCUAAAGACUGUACUCAUGAUAGCUAUACAGCUGAUAACACGCAUGGAAUUUGUUCACACACGAAGCCUGAUCUAUCGAGAUGUGAAGCCCGAGAACUUCCUGGUGGGCCGACCUGGCUCCAAACGGCAACACACUAUCCACAUCAUAGACUUUGGUCUGGCGAAAGAAUACAUUGACCCAGAGACUAAGAAACACAUCCCAUACAGAGAACAUAAAAGUCUGACUGGAACUGCUAGAUAUAUGAGCAUCAAUACACAUCUGGGGAAAGAGCAAAGCAGGCGGGAUGAUCUGGAAGCUCUAGGCCACAUGUUCAUGUACUUCUUGCGAGGCAGCCUACCCUGGCAGGGACUCAAGGCUGACACUUUGAAAGAACGUUAUCAGAAGAUAGGAGACACAAAGAGAGACACACCAAUAGAAGUCCUUUGUGAGAGCUUCCCAGAAGAAAUGGCCACCUACCUGCGGUAUGUGCGUCGGCUAGACUUCUUUGAGAAGCCUGACUACGACUAUCUGAGGAAACUCUUCACAGAUCUCUUUGACAGAAACGGAUACAUCUUUGACUACCAGUAUGACUGGACUGGAAAGCCACUGCCCACUCCUAUUGGUCCAGUGGCCAGUGAGACACCGCUUCAGACCAGCAAUCGUGAGAAAGUAGCACAGACCAAAAACCAGUCUCCAGAGGGGAAAGGCAGUGAGUCCCAGCCCACUCCAGUGACCAAUCGAGAGCUGCUGGGCUCCCAUCUCACUGCUGAUAGGCUGGGCGGAUCUGUCCAGGUGAUGAGUUCAACCAAUGGGGAGCUGAAUACAGAUGACCCCACUGCAGGACACUCCAAUGCACCAAUCACAGCAAAUGCAGAGGUGGAAGUGGCUGAUGAUACCAAGUGCUGCUGUUUCUUCAAGAGGAGGAAGAGGAAAGCUCUCCAGAGACACAAAUGAAAACUGUCAUGAGAUGAGAGAGAAACCCCUCCUCUCUUUUUUCACUCUGAUUUGCCUUCUCUUCUCUCUUACUCUUGACCUUUGCAUAAUCCCCCACCCCCCCACCCACCCAUUCUGUGCUGUUGGAGGUCCUGUCGUCUACCUUGGGUGAACUGGCUGGACCACCGGGCAGUAGAACAUGUUUGCUAGGCUAAUCUACUGCUUACUAGUGCUCAGGACUGAGCAGACGUACAGUAACAUGUUUGCUGUUCGGAGCUUUAAGUGUGGACCAGCUGCACCAGCGCUGGACUAUUUGUUUAUGGUCCCAAACUGAACUGAAACUGGAUCAACACAAACUGCUGUGACCACAACUAAACAGUGACUGUGAAAGACAAGCUGACUGGCUGACAGACUGGAUUCAGUUAUUUUCCUGCCAGACUGGCUAGUUCUCUUUUUUUGUUGUUAGCUUUUUCUUCCUUACUGACUGGUUCAUAGAAGAGACAGAGUGUUUCUGAGGAAAUACAGAAGAGAGGACAAUAGAAUGUGAUGCAGUGAAACUGUCGGACCAUGUGCACACAGCACACGCUGCACGCUUUUUUGAGCUUAUCAUAAAGAGACGUUAUGGACAAAAUGAUGUGGCUCUCACACAUAGUCUAUAAAGUUUUUAUUCCUUUGGGUCAAAGGAAGUGCACAGCGAGCAGCCUGAUCUGUUUCUGGAUCAGGUCCCGUGUGCUUCACGGACACAUUCACCCUCAGAGGAAAACCUCACAACUACCGGAAUCAAAAGUUUAAAAGAGAUGUUUAUGUAAAAACUAUAUUUUUCGUUUUCAUUUUUAACUAAAAAUACAGCCUACAAUUUGAAGCCUGUGUUUUUCUUUAUAUUUUUGAGUUGUUCAGAAAAGAUUUUUGUUUUGUAGCUUCUAGUGUGC
Messenger RNA from Monopterus albus (swamp eel), 3349 nucleotides. Its product is annotated as casein kinase I-like. The record is from RefSeq and is a predicted model, not a curated record. Gene Ontology annotation, molecular function: protein serine/threonine kinase activity; ATP binding. The coding region runs from base 1023 to 2441 and encodes 472 amino acids. NCBI's taxonomy places the organism in Eukaryota, Metazoa, Chordata, Actinopteri, Synbranchiformes, Synbranchidae. Gene Ontology annotation, biological process: protein phosphorylation. The transcript is spliced from 12 exons.